UCGACGCCAAAAUGUUUCUGUUGAAAGGAGUGAUCGGGAGCGUCAUCAAAUCUGUGACCGACAUCGACCCGUCUCAGUUCAUGCCGUCAGACCCUCCUCCUCCCCGCAGACCGCUGCAGUUCGCUGAGGCCAAUGAGAGCGAAGAGGAGAAACAGUUUCGGAGGGUUUUCAAACAGCUGGCUGGAGAUGACAUGGAGGUGAGCCCCAAUGAACUGAUGAACAUCUUGAAUAAAGUGGUCUGCAAACAUGGGAAGCUGAAGACCGACGGCUUCAGCAGUGAGUCCUGCAGGAGUAUGGUUGCUGUGAUGGACAGUGACAGCACAGGAAAACUGGGCUUCCACGAGUUCAAGUACCUCUGGAAUAACAUCAAGAAAUGGCAGGUGGGUUGA
Messenger RNA from Neolamprologus brichardi, 389 nucleotides. The record is from RefSeq and is a predicted model, not a curated record. NCBI's taxonomy places the organism in Eukaryota, Metazoa, Chordata, Actinopteri, Cichliformes, Cichlidae.